Molecule: messenger RNA, 351 nt
Organism: Monascus purpureus
Lineage: Eukaryota; Fungi; Ascomycota; Eurotiomycetes; Eurotiales; Aspergillaceae
Source: the annotation of a GenBank genome assembly
AUGCGGGCGGCGAGGAAUGCUCGAUUCGUCAUCUGCGGCGCCAUUAGCCAGUAUAAUGCAGCUAAACCGAGAGGCCCUUCAAGCUAUAUGAAUGUCAUUUCUCAACGUGUGACCAUGAAAGGAUUCAUUGUCUUCGACUACAUCAAACAAUACCCGGCAGCGCUAAAAGACCUAGCAAGUUGGUUAGCUCAGGGUAAGAUCCGGCGUAAAGAGUAUAUCAUCAAGGGUGGCAUCGAGGCUGCACCACAAGGGCUGGUAAGCCUCUAUGAAGGCGCAAAUACGGGGAAAAUGAUGGUGGAAGUUGUCCCCGAGUGCGAGUCUAUUGGAAAAGAAACCAAUGCAAAGCUGUGA